GAGCUGUCCUGCGCCGCACCCUGUUGCGUUGGGUCCCGCGAGUCCGGCGGUACUCCCGCGGGGGAGUGUGGUUUCUCCCAACAGUGUUCUGAUGUUCAUUUGGAGAUUCUGCGGGUCAAACUGAAUUUAGAAGAGAGCGUGAGUCGUGAGCGCAGCGCCAUCCGCUGUGCCAUCAUCAAGAAGAGACGGCAGCUGCUGUCUGAGAAGGUGUGUGAACACUGGCAUCAGCUGCAGGCUGUGAGUGCUUCUUCUGACGUCACGGUGGAUCAGUACCUGCAGAGAUGGACAGAAAUACUGAUGUACCAGAGCAAUGAAUUAUCAGAACUCAUCAAUCACCUGGAUGAAGAGACGGCAGGCAGGACACGCAAGAUGAGUCUGUGUUUGCUGCAGAGUUCACUAGCGGAGCUGAAGGCGCAUGCGUCUGCGUGGUGUCCAGGAUCUGCGCAGCUGCUGCCGCAGACGGAGGAGAUUCAGGAGCGUCUGCAGCGUCUGGGGAAAGCAGCGGCCCGCGAGCUGCGGUCCGCUCAGAGCUGCAUCCGACAGCAGCAGCAGCAGGAGCUUCAGGAGCAGCGGAGCAUCAGAGACGCCUUCAGAGAAUACUGCAGCUGUGUGUGUGCGUGUCUGCGCUCUCUCUCGCGUGAGCAGCGUCUGCGUCUGCAGCUGGAGUGUGUGAAGGCUGCGUGUCGUCUGGAUCGCUGUCUCGCUCUUCCACACGCCGUCUGUGAGCUCAAACAGCACGACGCUGACCCCAGUGACCUCGCCGUGACCCCUGCAGACGAGGAGACGGAGAGGUCAGAGGUCACAGAGCUGCAGUGUUUCCAGAGGUGUCUACAGGAGCGACUGCAGAAGAGCGACACACAGAGAGACGCGCCGCAGAGGGAGCAGCAGCUGCGUGUGUGUCAGGAGUGUGUGGCUGUGUUUGUGGCAUCGCUGCACUGGGAACAUGCGGAGAAGAAAACAAAAGUGACGGAGACACACACAGCCCUGCUGCAACUACAAACACUCCUCAGACCAGAGAUACUUCACAUUGACAUUACACACACCAUCAACAAUCACCGGCUGGCUCUUGAGGAGGCGGAGCUCCGGCUUCAACAGGAGGAGCUGAAGUGGGAGGAGUCAGUGAAUGGGCGGGGCUGUUCGAGCUCAGAUGAUGAUGAUGAUGAUGAUGAUGAUGAAGAGGAGGAUGUGUUUAUGGUGGACGGUGGAGUCAAUGCUGUCCUGCAGGAGGUGAUCUUCAGAAGGCAGCCUUUGAUUGACAGGAUCUGGAGUUUACAGCAGCGUUGGUCAAACAGUCUCUGAUGUCUGUUCCUGAUCUCCACAAAGUCCUGCGGCUCCUGCUUCCUACAGUACCUGAAGGAGAACUGCUGUCACUCGUAGACGCACUAGGACCCAGAGUCGGGGAAUCAGGAAGCUGCUCGUCUCUGGCAGACAGACUGAGACACGAUGUGCUGAGCAGAAAUCUGUCUGACGCUCUUCAGCACAGAGACAGAGACAGGUUCCUCAAGAAGCGUCAGAAGCU
Messenger RNA from Sinocyclocheilus grahami, 1519 nucleotides. RefSeq lists its product as uncharacterized. The transcript is spliced from 11 exons. NCBI's taxonomy places the organism in Eukaryota, Metazoa, Chordata, Actinopteri, Cypriniformes, Cyprinidae. The coding region runs from base 298 to 1299 and encodes 333 amino acids. The record is from RefSeq and is a predicted model, not a curated record.